Messenger RNA from Dovyalis caffra, 390 nucleotides. The record is from the annotation of a GenBank genome assembly. Lineage: Eukaryota; Viridiplantae; Streptophyta; Magnoliopsida; Malpighiales; Salicaceae.
AUGUACGUAAGGGUGCAGGCUCGAUCUUCAAGUCCCACACCCACCACCGCAAAAGUCCUGCUCGCUUUCGUUCCCUCGAUUUUGGGGGAGAGAAACGGCUACCUUAAAGGAGUGAUGACUGACAUAGUUCAUGACCCUGGUCGAGGUGCCUCUCUUGCGAGGGUAACGUUUGGACACCCUAUAAGGUAUAAGCUUCAAAAGGAGCUUUUCGCUGCGGCCGAAGGGAUGUGCUCGGGUCAGUUUGUUUAUUGUGGAAAAAAGGCAAAUCUCAAGGUUGGCAACGUUAUGCCUUUAAGAUCUGUGCCUAAAGGAGCUGUUGUGUGCAAUGUGGCACGUAAGGUUGGUGACAAAGGAGUUUUAGCUAGAGCUUCUGGUGAUUAUUGCUUGUAG